Molecule: messenger RNA, 966 nt
Organism: Suillus subaureus
Lineage: Eukaryota; Fungi; Basidiomycota; Agaricomycetes; Boletales; Suillaceae
Product: kinase-like domain-containing protein
Exons: 7
Coding region: 1-966 (321 amino acids)
Biological process (GO): protein phosphorylation
Molecular function (GO): ATP binding; protein kinase activity
Source: RefSeq, a predicted model, not a curated record
AUGUGGCCUACUCCUCCUCCAUCACAGAUACCCUCUUUUACAGUAGGUUCAUUGCAACUCCGGCUACCCCCUGAACCUUGCGAAAUCCUUCCCUUCUCUUCCAAUACACGCACAGUCCUCUCCGCUCGUAAAGUUGAGCCUGACGAUCUCCCCCCUGAAGCAACGCUCCAAGACCUUUCAAGAUAUAUCAGCAAGGAUGGAGACUACCCUGUUGCUCGUGGUGGGUUCGGGGAGAUCUGGAAAUGCACCUUUCAGAUUGAUCGUAGCUCGGUCAAAGUUGCAGUGAAAGCAUUGCAGGUGUACGCUGCUGAUCAGCUUGGUGCAGCGAAGACGAAAAAGAUCAAGAGGAUAAAGCGUGAACUCAGAAUAUGCGCCAACCUCAAGCAUCCAAAUAUUCUAUCUGUCUAUGGUUACACGUAUGGCUUCGGCCCAUUCCUAGCGAUAGUCAGUCCUUGGGCGGAGAAUGGUAACCUGUCGGACUAUUUGGAGCUCAAGGGCGAGGCUCUUACUAUCGUUAGACGAUUCCAGCUACUCAGAGAUAUCAUAGCUGGUCUGCAAUAUCUCCACGCCAGCAGUGUCAUCCAUGGUGACUUCACUGGGGCGUCCUGGACGUCCACGCUCAAAGGAAACAUGCGAUGGAUGGCUCCUGAGCUACUUGUACCAGAGCGGGAAGACGGAUCUCCGACUCGUCCGAGCGAGCAAAGCGACAUAUUUUCGUUCGGCGGUAUCAUGUUGCAGGUCCUCACGAACAAAAUCCCUUAUUAUUACCUCCCGAACGACGCUGCUAUCGUCCUGUGCAUAGCUAGGUCGGAAAAGCCCUCCCGAGCUCGUUAUCAUGAGCUCCCUGAGCAAUACUGGACGUUUAUUGAGCAAUGUUGGUCUACUGAUCCUCGGGACCGUCCAUCGACGGAGGGAGCUGACGGAACGAUCAGGAAUGAAUAUUACUCCCUGUCCAGAUCUCGUUGA